GGUUCAGUCCCAGCGGCAGCAGCUCUGCUGCAAAAACCGCUUUGCUAUUCGAGAUAGCCAGCAGAGGGAAUCGGAACUUUGCUUGCAGCAGGGGUUGAAGCAGGCUUUUUUUUUUCUUGGAGGAAAUACUGCAGCCUUCUGGACUGCGUACGCUGCUCCCUAGAGGGGCUCUCCGGGUCCCACCCACCGGCUGGAAGGAGGGGACGUGAAUGAAAGGACAGGACGGGCCCCAACACCAUGUCACUCUGGGAGAGAGACAGCAGCAACUGAGCUGUGCAAGGUUUUUUUUUUUUUGCUUUUUGUUUUUUUUUCUUUUCCCCUUUCUUUUUCUUUCUUUCUUUUUUUUUCUUUUUCCUUUUUCUUCUUUCUUUUCUCUUCCUUUUUAUUUUUUUUUCUUUCUCUUUAAGGUGGGGAAAGACACAGACAGGAAGCCGAUCUGCAAGGAUUCGGAGUUGUGCUAAAAGGACUUUGAUUUUUUUUUUUUUUUUUUCCUUUACAAACGCUGGCAAUUGACAUCACUACGGGCAGCCUGGUAGAGAACAAACUGCCUCACCCCAAGUGGACCCCGGCGGCUGGGGGAAGGCAGGCAAGAUCCAGGGAGGCUGUGUGGGGGGUUUUCCUACGGAUCCCCCCCUCCCUCUUUUUUUGGUGUGUUUCUUUUUAAAAUUCUUGCUGUGUUGGAACUAGCGAGGGGUGGAAGAAGAUCUCCGAAGCCUCAUCAGUCAUCGGGACUGUCAGCUCGGCCUGGGGCAUAUACCCUGUCAUCCAGUCCCCUGCCUCGGAGACAGGGAUUCCAGCUACAUGGGCAAACGCUUGGACCAGCCACAAAUGUACCCCCAGUACACUUACUACUAUCCUCAUUAUCUCCAAACCAAGCAGUCCUAUGCACCAGCUCCCCACCCCAUGGCUCCUCCCAGCCCCAGCACAAACAGCAGCAGCAACCACAGCAGCAGCAACAGCAGCGGGGAACAGUUGAGUAAAACCAACCUGUACAUUCGAGGCCUCCCACCAGGCACCACUGACCAGGACCUAAUCAAGCUGUGCCAACCGUAUGGAAAAAUUGUAUCCACAAAGGCAAUCCUCGACAAAAACACAAAUCAGUGCAAAGGGUAUGGUUUUGUAGAUUUUGACAGUCCGGCAGCUGCACAGAAAGCAGUAGCAUCUCUCAAGGCAAAUGGCGUGCAGGCACAGAUGGCCAAGCAACAAGAGCAAGACCCAACCAACCUAUACAUCUCAAAUCUCCCCAUUUCUAUGGAUGAGCAGGAACUUGAGAAUAUGCUGAAACCCUUUGGACAUGUCAUUUCCACAAGAAUACUCAGAGAUGCUAAUGGAGUCAGCAGAGGUGUUGGCUUUGCCAGAAUGGAGUCUACUGAAAAAUGUGAAGUGGUAAUUCAGCAUUUUAAUGGAAAAUAUCUGAAAACACCACCAGGCAUCCCAGCCCCUAGUGAGCCUUUACUGUGCAAAUUCGCUGAUGGAGGACAAAAGAAGAGACAGAAUCAAAGUAAAUACACCCAGAAUGGAAGGCCUUGGCCCAGGGAAGGAGAGGCUGGCAUGGCUCUGACCUAUGACCCCACAGCUGCCAUUCAGAAUGGAUUUUAUUCUUCACCGUACAGUAUUGCAACCAACCGCAUGAUUCCACAGACAUCCAUCACGCCAUUCAUUGCUGCUCCCCCUGUCUCCACAUACCAGGUCCAGAGUACUUCAUGGAUGCCUCAUCCGCCAUACGUUAUGCAACCAACAGGUGCUGUGAUUACACCAACGAUGGACCAUCCUAUGUCAAUGCAGCCCGCAAACAUGAUGGGCCCCCUGACACAACAGAUGAAUCAUCUUUCUUUGGGCACAACAGGAACGUAUAUGACUGCUGCUGCUCCUAUGCAAGGGACCUACAUUCCCCAGUACACACCUGUGCCUCCGACAGCUGUUUCCAUUGAAGGUGUUGUUGCUGAUACCUCUCCCCAGACAGUGGCACCUUCAUCCCAGGACACAAGUGGGCAGCAGCAGCAGAUAGCAGUGGACACAUCCAACGAGCAUGCAUCUGCAUAUUCUUACCAACAGUCUAAACCAUAAACAAUACUGAAGAAUGUCUGUCUGAAACUCGGCCUUGAAUGAAGAAACUUCAUUGAACAAGAAGUUGGCUUCCAGUUUUGCACAGGCGUCAAUGGAAUGCUUUUCUUUUUUAUUUUAUUUUUUUAAUUUUCUACUUUACUCAAUGAAAACGAAGUGUUUUUAUGUGCUGUGCAAAUGGUUCCUUCAUGUGGUUUGACAGGCUUUUUUUGCCAUCUUUUUUUUUUUUUCAACUAAAGAAAAAAGAUACCAGAAGAGGACAAAAACAAUAACAAACAAAGCAAAACAUGGAAGAUUGACAUUUAUCUGGAAGAACAUUUGAAUGCAGAAUUUACCUGAAGGUGUAGAUAGAUUUUUUUUUUUAACAGAAUAUCUGAUGUCAAGAGGUAGGCAAAAGCAGAAAUGGAUAAAAAUUGUCUUCCUCAGUAAUUAAGCUACUCUUUCUUUUUCCUUUCUUGUUUAAAUCUAGUGGGUUGGGUUUUUUAUUUUAUUUUUUUCUUAGAAAUAUUUAGGUAAGGUUUAUCUUGAAUCUUAAUUGCCUUAAUUUUAAGGACGUCAAAGGCUCUCGAGGCAAGCUGUCAACGUCUUGUUAAAAAAAAAUCAAGAAAGAAUUGAAAUAUUGUGCCAGCUUUCACUGGUACAGAAGUUUAAGACUAUGAGUUUUUAGGGUGAAAAAAAACUGUACAGUUUAAAAGAAAAUGUUUUUCUUCAUUUGAAGAAAAUUUGUUGAUAAAAGAAACCAUGGCAACUGCAAGAAUUGGGGAAAUGCUGGGACUUUUCAUGAACUUUGUCUUAAGUGUUGAAUCAUUCUAGAAGGCUAAAACAUUUUACGGUAAAGUUAUUAAUGUUGGUUUAAAAACAACUGCAUUAGAAAUAAUGCGUGUUUGGGGGGCAGAAUGCAGAUUUUUUUUAUUUACAAAGCGUGAUCGCUAGCAAAAGCAUUAGUGCUUUUUAUCUGCAGUCUUUUUUAUGAGCUUUACAAAGUUUUUAGUCAGCUUUGCUUGUCACAUUGCAAAACCUAGCUUAAGAGCAUUAAACAAACAAAAAACUUAGGUAGAUAGGAGCUUGUGGUCAAAAAGUGCAAAAAAAACCACAAAAAAAAACACAAAAAAAGCAAUAGAUAGAGAAAUUGUUGACAAUUUCUGUAGUCUUUCCUAGUUGUGAUCAAAUUCAGCCUAUGGAUGGCCUAUUUUAUACCAAAGAUGAAGUGGCACCCUAUUGCAGUCCAGAAGAUAGAGAUUGUUUUCUUUUCUUCUUUUCUUUUUAAAAUUUUAUUUGACCUACAUGGCCGGACCAGUUCUUACUUUGUUGUUUGUUUAAACUACCUUCCACUGAUGUUUUACAUACUGCAAAAAAAAAAAAAAAGUUGUUUUUAUUUUAAAUGUAUAUUUGUUGAUGGUAGAAGCUUGUUCCUGCAUAUUCAGCAAUUUCGUCAUGAAGAGUUCUGGAUACCAACCAAAUGGCUUUCAAUUCCAUGAGCUUUUCUGGUUCCUUCCUAGUUCUCUUGAAUGUGAAACCUGUGUUGAUGGCCACAAUGAGCUAAGACACUUAACAGGUUUAAAUUUCUUUAUAUGAAUUUUGAACUCAAGAUACUUCCUGAACUGGUCUGAAAGAUCACUUGUCAAAAAAGCUUAGUGAUACUCUGUUAAGUGCUGAGUGGUCCCCUGAAAAGGUCUUUAUUGUAUUUCUAACAAUAGUCUUCCUCUUAAGCUCUUGCACUUCUAGAUUCUGUCUUCUCACCUCCAUCUUUGUCAUCAUUCACUAUAAAUAGCCACCUUGACUCUGCAACUGGGUGAGAAUAUCUCUCUUUUUUGCCUCCUUUCAUUGUAUUUUCAUAUCCUGGUAUUGUCAGAAGAAAGACAAGAGAGAUUUUUUAAAUUUCAGUUUAACUCUCUGAGGCAAGUAGAACCAAUAAGAUUGAGGAUUCCGUUAGUGGAAUUUCGGUAAGCUUUUGAUGCUGGUUGACAAUCAAGAAAUUGUAUGACUUAUAAGAACCAAAACAAUGAGAUUUGAUCAAUCAUUAAAGCCAAAGGAGAUAUAUUUGCAUUGAGAAUGAUAUGAAACUUUGUCUAAAAUGAAUUAAAUUGAUUUAUGAAAUAUCUCUGCAUAUUCAAUUCAUGAAAUCCAUGUUCAUCCUGUACAGUUUUACCUGAUUAAGUAUAAUGGAACUUUGUUAAUUGAACCAUGCACUAGAAUGGCUGGAUUGUUAGAAUCAAAUAGGUGAAAACAAAGUCACGGGAACCUGUCUUAAUCCAGAUGGAAUAGGGAAAUUCUUAAAGUGCAUUGUUAAAGAAAACAGGGUAGGUAUUUAAAAACUAACAGGAAAAAAGUUAAAAGGUAAAACAUAUUCCCAUUGGGUCAACAUGAGUAAUGAGUUUGACUCAUAUAAAAUUAUCAAUAUUCUACUAUCUGUGACCUGUAAACAAAGACCUUGUGUGGAAAUAAACCCAAUUCUUUUAGUUGAAAAUCCCAUAAAGUGGAAGCUCAUACCUAGAGAGUGAUUCCAUAUCUGUGUGGUCAAAUCAGAGGAAAAAAUAUAUCCAAGAAAAUGUAGCAUGUGCUACAUUUAAAUUCCAACUGGUCACAGCCAUCCUUAUGGUUUUCCAAGCUUUGGAGAGAAUUUUAGAUUUAUACUUUCUUCUGAUCCAUUCUUCAGCUUCUCAAGUAUUUUAAGGGUGGCACUUAAGUUUUCUCUUUGAGAAACUGGCCCCCACGUUACAGGGGGGCGAUAAGCAAACACGUAUGGGAACUGGGUUUUUGUUUCUCUUUUUCAGUCUCUGAACUCUUUGUAUAAAUAAGGAUUAUCCUGGGCAUAAUUCAUUUAAAUAUGAAAUCAACAUGCUUUCUUUCUCUUCUGUAUUAAAAAAAUGUGAUACAAAGAAAGUCUCAUUCACACAGUCAACAAUGAGGCUAAGAGGUAGCUACCAUGUGGCUGAUGAAUGUGCCUGGGUAACUUCCUGUUUCUAUUCAAAACUACUGCUUUAUUUAUACAUUCAGCAACAUUUUUUUCAACUAUAAAAUUUCAAUGAUCUCAAUUUUUUUAAGCCACUUCAGGUAAAAUGAAUCAACUUGUCAUCUUACGUGUCCAUGUGUGCUUUGUUUUUAGAUUUUUUUUAUAUUACGCCAUUCUAUAAAAUACCUUAUUUCAAAUCUAAAAGAAAAAAAUAAGAAAGUGGCCCAUGUUCAAAUUUGCACAUGUUAUUUUACCUAAAAAUUGUUUUUUGAAGAGUCAAGUCCGGGAGAAAAAAUAAAAGCAUCCACAGGUAAGCAGCAUUACCUUAUAUGAAAAGUAAAACAAAUCAAAACAAAUCUAUAGGUGUUUAAUACCUAUAGACAUCAGAAUCAUAAUUUAAUCAACAAUAUGGAUUAUGGCAAUUUUAAUUCAAUUUAGGACUAUAAUCAUUUUUUAAAGUAUUCUGGUUCACUUCAUUUCAAGCAUUUAUUCAGAGGUUUCCAUGUUUCCUUUCGACAAGAAUUACCAAGACUUAGCCUGAAUGUCAGGAAAGAAACUGAAGCCACAAUCCAAAUAAGAUAAACAGCAUUUCCUCCAAACUUACUGACAAGGUCAUUGGAGGAGUGGAUAUUCUAAUAGUAAGAAGGCAUUGUCAGGAAGACUGCAUAUUGGCUUCAUGUUCCUCAGAGCAUGGCCAUGGGAGCCAAAGGCAAUAAUUUAAAGGCAAUAUCUGCAGGGGGAGGGGAGAUGUUUUUCUUUCAUCAUGGGCAUGUUUUGAAUAUUGCAGGUAACAUGAUAUCCCUAAAAAACAAAACAAAACAAAAAACCCAAAAAAGAAAAAAACCCUUCUAUCCCACUCCAGUUUGGUCAGGGUUACUUUGCUUCCUUGGUAGAUUUCAGUCAUUCAGAUGUUGUCGCCAGGCUUCACCAGAAUCAAUUCUCCUGUGACUUAAACAGACCUGCCAUAUUUGACACCAUCUAAGACUCACUCCCACCUGUCCCAGUGGAAAAUCCACAUGGUGUUAAAAGCAUCCAUACUAGAGAUAGAAAGCUGAGGGCAGGAUGAAGCAGGGAGUUCACUGUAUCUACUGAAUACAUCAACCCCUUACACAACAAUUUUAAGAACAUCUGCCAUCCAAGUGUGACAAAAUAAGAGUACUUAGUUUUUUAACUUUAUUUGAAUAACUGAGGGCUUGUCAUAUAUAUAUAUACGUGUAUAUGUAUAUAUACUUGUAUGUAUAUAUAUACAUAUAUAUACUUGUAAGUCUUUCACAGUGGCCUAAAAUUCCCAUUAUCAAAAGGUGAGAUUUGAUUAAGACUUCAGUCUUCUUUAUGAUUGAGGAAGAGUUUCAAUGGACUGUCUAGACAGGUAAUAAUCUUAGUCGGAGACUGCAAAUACAUUUAAUAAUCCAGCUUCAUUUUUGAGGGCACAAACCACUGCAAGAUAUGAGGUGAUAAAGAGAAAUUUUUAAAUGGGUUUCAGUGAUAAAGGUUUUUAUAUAAUAUAAAAUCAAAUGAAAGGAUAAUCUUUGUGUAUGAAGAUAACAGCAUUCAAUGUACUUUAUAAUCAAGGUCAAAUAUGUCAUAGAAACUCAAUCUAUAUUAUAUUGUCCACAGUAGGGCAUAAGGAGGAGGUUUUGUUUUUCAUGUCAUUGUGACUGACAUGAUUCAAAAACCUGAGCUCUCAGGGACUGACAGCCCCUCACUCCAAUUUGAGGAAUUGACAGAAUUGAAACAGGCUCAUGCAUUCUGUACAUGCUAUCCUUCCUGUGGUUGAGUAAUAAUGGGAUCGAAUUAAUGAGUCAAUUUAUUUUGCAAAUGACAACUACUGUGGCAUUGGAAGAUAGCCAAGGCUAACUCAAAUUGAACAUUUCCUAGCAAAUAUUCUUAAGUAGGAAAUUAUUUCCUUAAUCCGAGGGAACAAUUCUUGGUUACAGCUGUCAUUUUGUGGAUGCCAUAGAGUUCAGGAAAGUACAAAAGCUAAGUAUAAAAUCCCUGAGUGGCUCAAAUGAUCUUUUUUGAUGUAAGGCAUGGGAGCUCACCCAAGAUUGGUGAUUUCUUUUAUCUUUUGUUUUAUACCCCAAUACAUAUGUUCACUGCCACAUAGAAAAGAUGGAUGGCUUCUUAAUAGUUACUUCUUUGUAUUUCUGGGAAGGAAAAAAAUAUUUUAAGAAAAUUUCUUCCACCCAGAAGCUCUUAAGCUGAAGCAGAGGUAGGAUCAAGCUGGAGUCUGCAGGAAGAACCACUAAGCCACUGGGUCACACUUUUCUCCCACUGUAUUCCUUCCAGUUAGUGGCUGCCCUGAUGACCAGUCUUAAAGAAGUGCAGUCACUUCCGAUUUUUGAAGGGCUAAUUGUCUACUUUGUGGAUUUGUUUUGUCUUCUCUUUUCAACUAUUAGGACUUGGGCUCUACUUCCUUUUAUUAGCAUUUCACACUAAGGAUGGAAAAAAAAUCUGGAAAUAAAAUUCAAAUCAAUUUUUUUAAGGCUUGAUUUAGUGAAACAGUUUGAAAUCACUGGUUAAAAUUAAUGUCAAUGCACUAUAUACUGUCAUGUUUUAAUAUCCAUAUUGUCCUUUUUCCAUCCACUACAAUUGAGAGUUGGCUGUAUUUUUGCAAAAUACAAAGGGGAAAAAAAAAAAAAAAGCUCUAGCAAA
Molecule: messenger RNA, 7672 nt
Organism: Phacochoerus africanus (Common warthog)
Lineage: Eukaryota; Metazoa; Chordata; Mammalia; Artiodactyla; Suidae
Gene: RBMS3
Product: RNA binding motif single stranded interacting protein 3
Exons: 14
Coding region: 802-2067 (421 amino acids)
Cellular component (GO): cytosol; ribonucleoprotein complex; nucleus
Molecular function (GO): poly(U) RNA binding; mRNA 3'-UTR binding; poly(A) binding
Source: RefSeq, a predicted model, not a curated record